Molecule: messenger RNA, 627 nt
Organism: Belonocnema kinseyi
Lineage: Eukaryota; Metazoa; Arthropoda; Insecta; Hymenoptera; Cynipidae
Product: general transcription factor II-I repeat domain-containing protein 2-like
Exons: 2
Coding region: 1-627 (208 amino acids)
Source: RefSeq, a predicted model, not a curated record
AUGGAGUGCAAUAGUUCCAGUUCUAAUUUAUCCUUAGUUUUUGAAGAUAGUACCAAGGCGGGAAUUCCGGAAAAACCAUUAAAGAAGACUGAGGAACGUGAAAGAACUUAUAGUUUUUCAAACGAGUGGGAAAGUGAGAUAUUUCAGAUUAGAAUAGAUAAAGAACCGUGUUACUGCCUGCUUUGUGGAAAAAGGAUUUCGAUGAAUCAGAAGCGAAAUCUAAAAAGGCAUUUUGAUACCUGCCAAGCUGAUGUUGAUCAUUCGCAUCCUUUGGGAAGUGCACUGCGCGCAGAAAAGUUACAACAACUGAAAGCUGAAUAUUCUCAACGCUGUGGGAAGGUAAAAAAUGAAGAUAUUGUGAGUACUAAUCCUCAUGAUUCUUCUAGGUGGUUUCCAGAUGAGGAUAACCGAAGAGAUUUUGUGAACAUUGUACAAAACACGCAUCUUUCUCCUGCUACAGUCACGAGAAGAGUGAAUGCUAUGGCAGAUAAUGUUCACGAACAGCUUAAUAUUGACCUCAAAAAAUGUGUUUGUUUUUCAAUUAAGUUAGACGAAUCGAUAGAUAAGUCUGAUACUGCUCAGUUAGUUGUGAUGAUUCGCUUCGUACUUGAAAAUGGCAGUGUUUAG